AUGGUGAGGGAAGUUUCAGAGAGUUGCGUCGAUAGCUUGAUGACAGAAAUGGUUGCGUGCUAUUGCAAUCGAUUCUACGCCAACAAACCUGAGCUCGCUGCCCGUAGGAUCGAAGCCAUUGGUUAUCAGGUCGGUCAACAGCUCUCUGAAAGAUAUACGAUGGAGCGGCCUCGGUUUGGUGAUCAUUUGGAAGCAAUCAAGUUUAUUUGCAAGGAUUUUUGGUCUGAGGUAUUUAAGAAGCAGAUUGACAACUUGAAAACUAACCAUAGGGGUACAUUUGUGUUGCAAGAUAAUAAAUUUCCCUGGCUUGCACGGAUGUCGGUUGAUCCAUCUGCUGACAAUGUUAGUUCAGUCGAGGAUUAUUCUGCACCUACGGCCGAAAGUAAGGCAGCACAGGCUAUGAGCAUGCAUUUGUAUUUCCCGUGCGGGAUCAUUAGAGGAGCUCUUUCCAAUUUGGGAAUUCCAUGUGCAGUUUCUGCAGACAUAUCAAGCCUUCCAGCAUGUUCAUUUGUGGUCCGUAUAAAAGCUUGA
Molecule: messenger RNA, 531 nt
Organism: Lathyrus sativus (Indian pea)
Lineage: Eukaryota; Viridiplantae; Streptophyta; Magnoliopsida; Fabales; Fabaceae
Source: the annotation of a GenBank genome assembly